Messenger RNA from Lichtheimia ornata, 909 nucleotides. RefSeq lists its product as uncharacterized. The record is from RefSeq and is a predicted model, not a curated record. Bases 1 to 909 code for a protein of 302 amino acids. The transcript has 4 exons. NCBI's taxonomy places the organism in Eukaryota, Fungi, Mucoromycota, Mucoromycetes, Mucorales, Lichtheimiaceae.
AUGCUUCAAUCAAUGCUUGGAUCCCUAAUUGUGGGCUCAUUGUUUCUUGUGAGCCAACAAGCUCAAGCGGCUAUGGUUAUUCAAGUCGCUGAUGCCAAUAACUUUUGCACCUUUUUGCCUCCCACUGAUUCUACUGAUCGUCUCAUUGCCGACUCUGAAACGGAAGCUGAUGCUUUUUGUAUGGGCAGCACACCAAAAGCAACCGGUGCCGAUUCUAUUCCUUCAGGAUUCAUCCAAUCUGCCCAUUUUGUUGCUACAGAUGAUUACGUUCAGGUCACUGGUCAAAUUGAUCCUAGUAAAGCUAACUUGGAUCCCACUGAUGGUGGAGGACAGUACGACGUCAAAGCACCCGAUGGAGCAAGCUGCGCUGGUUAUGAGUAUUUCGUGAACCUUAUUGAGCCAUCCUCUAAUACCUAUUGUAUUCGCUGCUGUAAUUCAGAAUCGGAUUGCAACAGAGGAAUUAGUGAAGCCGGUUGCGAACGUAUUGUGCCUGGUGAUUAUAGUGGACCAAUGGGUGCUGGUUCAGGAGAAUCAUCUGAUACUCCAAACUCUUCCGCUGCACCAAGCAGCACCGAUUCUUCGUCUCCAUCUCCUGCUGAUCCAUCAAGAGGAAGCAGCAGCAGCGGUAGCAGCAACCCUAAUACGCCAUCCUCAUCUUCUCUUCCAUCACCAUCAUCAUCGCCAUCCAGUGAUAGUGGCUCAUCCCCUGCAGCUACUUCUUCAUUGCCAUCGGAUUCUACCGCAAGUGCUGGUGAUUCUUCUUCGUCACAAUCCUCCUCCUCGUCUUCUUCAGAUGAAUCCGUUUCGGCACAAUCGGUGGAUGAGAGUGCUGCUAACAAUAUCGGUGUCCGAUCCAUGACAUCGGCUUUGGUUGCUGUUGUUGUUGGUGUAGCUGUGGUGAUGUUGUAA